Messenger RNA from Endocarpon pusillum Z07020, 1167 nucleotides. RefSeq lists its product as uncharacterized. Gene Ontology annotation, biological process: protein import into peroxisome membrane. Gene Ontology annotation, cellular component: peroxisome; peroxisomal membrane. The transcript is spliced from 2 exons. Lineage: Eukaryota; Fungi; Ascomycota; Eurotiomycetes; Verrucariales; Verrucariaceae. The record is from RefSeq and is a predicted model, not a curated record. The coding region runs from base 1 to 1167 and encodes 388 amino acids.
AUGUCAGAAAGUAAGGGAGAUGCGCAGCCUCACAAUGAAGCAGAAGCACCACCUACAUCUGCACCAGUAACCAAACCAGUUACAGCCGACGACGACUCGGACCCAGAUUUCGAUGACCUUGAUGGUGAUAUAUUUCGUUCGUGCCUGCUGUAUUCCUUGCGCUUACCUCGCUGUCUCCGUCCAGAUGUGCUCGAUCAGUUCUCUUCUGCUCACGAGCAACCCACACCUCAGCCCAAUGUCCAACCACAACAGCCCACACCUUCCUCGUCGGGGCCCGGAAGACCCUCGUCAUCUGGAACGACCCCGAUGGCUGCACCUUCUCUCAUGACUCCUGAAUCCUCCGAAUCAGAAGAGGCAUUCCUCGCGCGUCUGGCCUUAGAAAUGUCCUCGGUACUAGGGAACCUGAACCCGGAUCCCAGCGCCUCGACCGCAUCAGCCGAGGACAUCUCCACAAUGGGCAAAGAACUGGAAGAAUUCACCAGCACUAUGGAGAAACAAGGCCUGAAGCCCGAGGAUCUACUGAAAGCUAUUCUGGGAGACGACCUACCGACGGAAGCCCCUCCCCCAAGCGCCAUCCCAUCGACAGACUCGAAACCCCAACCCUCCGCGCAGAAUCCCUCAAAAGCCUCCUCCUCCUCCUCCGGCGAAAAAGAGUCCUUCGAUUCAACCAUUCGUCGCACCAUGGAGCGCAUGCAAGCAUCCGACUCCAACGCCACCAACGCCGCCACCAAACCCACCGCCGAGGGCACGACCGGAGAAGAAGAAGACAUGCUCGCCACCCUCCUCAAAGCCCUGGAAACCUCGCGCCGCUGGCACCAGCGACACCACCUCUGCUGGCGACCCCAACUCCGAAGACCCCCUCAGCAAGAUGAGCUCGACUCCAAGUACCCGGAGUGGCUGGCAAAGAAGAAGGGGGAACUACCGGACGAGGAUUACAAGAGAUAUGAAGGACAGAGGGGCGUGGUGAGGGAGAUUGUGGCGAAAUUCGAGGAGAAGGCAUACAGCGAUGAGGAUUCGAGAUGUAGGGAGUUUAUCUGGGAGAGGAUGCAGAAGAUGCAGGCGAUGGGGAGUCCGCCGGAGGAUCUGAUUGCAAAUCCCUUUCCGGGGAUGAUGGGAGGAGGAGGAGGGAGUGGGAAGCAAGACGAUGCUGGAUGUCCGACCCAAUGA